ACCGUCCAUCCAGGAAAAAUAGAACCGUCACACUGCAAACUGUUCUCCUGUUGCUGUGACGGACUGAAGACACAACUGACAGGAGGCGGGGAUCAGUUCGAUUUGGAGAGAUCUUCUCAUUAUGUUACCUCAACACUUGAAGCAGAUCAGAGUCCUAAUGCUUAACGACAAAGAAAAUCUCGAGAGAACUCUGUUCAGACUUGAACAAGGGUUUGAGCUGCAGUUCCGCCUGGGUCCCAGCCUGCAGGGGAGGAGGGUUAUGGUCCACACCAACUACCCGCUAGAAGGACAGAAGUUUGACCGAAACAACUUUCGUGUUUUGGCUUGGAGCUACCCAACAGGAAGAGAGGAUGACUCGGAUAAGUACUGCUCUCUGGAGCUCAAGAUCGCUGGCUCCUAUCAGUACUACUUUGGAUAUGCCCUGGUUUCUAAACAAUCGGUGCAAGACAUUGAGCGGUCAGGAGGAGGCUACAUCGUAGUCGAUCCAGUCCUUCGUGUCGGAGCAGACAAUCACGUCCUUCCGUUAGACUGCAUCACCAUCCAGACCUACCUGUCCAAAUGUCUGGGCCACAUGGAUGACUGGCCAGAUAGACUGAGAGUGGCCAAGGAGGCAGGGUACAACAUGAUCCACUUCACUCCUCUGCAGACUCUAGGAGAGUCCAGGUCCUGUUACUCCUUAGCUGACCAGCUCACCUUCAACCCCGAGUUUAGUCCAAAGGGUCAAAGCUACAGCUGGGAGGAUGUGGGGGCGCUGGUGGAGAAGCUGAGGACAGAGUGGAACAUGCUGUGUAUUACCGAUGUGGUGUACAAUCAUACUGCUGCUAACAGUGAGUGGAUAAAAGAACAUCCAGAGUGUGGUUACAACCUGGUGAACUCUCCUCACCUGCGUCCAGCCUGGGUGUUGGACAGAGCUGUUUGGCAUUUAACCACCAGAGUAGCAGAGGGACGCUACAAAGAUAAAGGACUCCCGGCAGAGAUUACCACUGAGAGCCAUCUGAAUGCCAUGCGCAAAGUGUUGUGGGAGGAUGUGUAUCCUCACAUCAAACUAUGGGAGUUCUACCAGGUCAACGUGGACAGCGCUGUGGAGCAGUUCAAACUCCUGCUGCAAAAUGGCACCAAGCCAGACCAUAGUAAGACUGGAGGGAAGAAAGGCCUGAAGAUCACACAGGACCCACAUUAUCGUCGUUUUGGUAACACAGUGGACAUGGACUCUGCUCUGGAGACAUUUGUGCCUCACAGCUCCUCCCCACAGCACAUCGAGGACUGCUGUGGUUGGCUGAAACAGAAACUGAACGAGCUGAAUGAAGAACAGCAUCACAUCAUGCACCAGCAUCAGGAGCAGGCCACCAACUGUAUUGUGGGAAACGUAGUGUAUGAACGUCUGGCCAACCACGGCCCCAAACUGGGUCCUGUUACCAAGAAGGACCCUUUGGUCACCAGGUAUUUCACUUUCCCGUAUCAGGACAUGACUCUGGAGCAGGAGCUGCAGCUGCUCGAUCAGCCGGACAAGACGUCGCACUUCCUGGCUCACAACGGUUGGGUGAUGGGCGAUGAUCCGCUGCGCAACUUUGCUGAACCAGGCUCCAACGUUUACCUGCGUCGGGAGCUGAUCUGCUGGGGUGACAGUGUCAAACUCCGCUAUGGCAAAGGACCAGAGGACUGUCCAUACCUGUGGGCUCAUAUGCAGAAAUAUACUGAAAUCACUGCCCAGCAUUUCCAUGGAGUCAGACUGGACAACUGCCACUCUACACCGUUACAUGUUGCUGAGUUCAUGCUGGAUGUGGCCAGAAGAGUGUGUCCUAACCUGUAUGUGGUGGCUGAGCUAUUCACCGGCAGCGAGGAGCUGGAUAAUAUCUUUGUUACCAAGCUAGGAAUCACAUCACUCAUACGAGAGGCCAUGUCAGCUGGAGACAGCCAUGAAGAAGGCCGGCUGGUGUAUCGCUACGGAGGCGAGCCGGUAGGAGCUUUUGUUCAGCCCAGCCUCCGCCCACUGAUUCCCUCCAUCGCUCACGCCAUGUUCCUCGAUGUAACCCACGACAACGAGUGUCCCAUCCAGCUCCGUUCAGCUUUGGACUCUCUGCCCAGUUCUGCUAUUGUCUCUAUGGCCUGCUGUGCUACUGGCUCCACCAGAGGAUACGAUGAAUUAGUGCCACAUCAGAUCUCUGUGGUGAAAGAGGAGCGAUUUUACCCCAAGUGGAACCCAUCAGCAGCCCCGACCUCAACUGGUGAGGUUGGACCCCACACUGGUAUCAUUGCUGGAAAACUAGCACUUAACAAACUACACCAGGAACUGGCUGCUCAGGGAUUCAUGCAGGUGUACGUCGACCAGGUGGAUGCAGAUAUUGUUGCAAUUACUCGUCACUGUCCCAGCACCCACCAGUCAGUGGUAGCAGUGAGCAGAACAGCCUUCUGGAACCCCAAAACCCACGAGUACGGCGUCAAUGUGCCGCCCAUGUUCAUACCUGGGAAGAUUGAGGAAGUGGUGUUGGAGGUGAGGACAGUGGAGCGCCAAGCUGGGAGUUAUAAGAAGGAUGACGGCUACAUCAACGGGAUGCCAGAAUACACCGUGGAAAUAAAAGAACAUAUACCGUUGGAGGAGAGUACGGUGGUGAAGCAAGCUGGAGUGACAUCUAAAGGUCCAUCCGAGUUUGUGCAGGAAAUCACCUUCCAGAAGUUGACGCCAGGCAGCGUCAUCGCCUUCCGAGUUAGUUUGGACCCCAAAGCCCAGAAGCUGGUGGGGAUGCUGAGAUAUUAUCUGUCCCAGUUCAGCCCAAAGUACAGGAGAGGCAGCCUGGCAGAUGAAAACCCACCAGAAGCUCUGCAGAAACCCCUCACACAGUUGAUGUCAAAGCUGACGUUGGCGGACUUAAACGUCUUGCUGUUUCGCUGUGACACAGAGGAACAGGAGGAUGGUGGAGGCUGUUACAACAUCCCAGGCUGGGAGAGUCUGAAAUACGCAGGACUGCAAGGUCUGAUAUCAGUGUUGGCUGAUAUCCGUCCCAACAAUGACCUGGGCCACCCGUUGUGUGCAAACCUCAGACAGGGAGACUGGCUCAUCGAUUUUGUCUCCAACAGACUGAUAAACAGAGAAGGACCGCUGGCUCAGGUGGGUCAGUGGUUGGCAGCCAUGUUUAACCUCCUGAAACACAUCCCACGUUACCUUGUUCCCUGUUACUUUGAUGCCAUCCUGGUGUCGAUCUACACCACAGCCCUGGACGCAACUUACAAACUCAUGUCAAGCUUCAUCCAGAACGGCUCCAGCUUCGUCCGUCACCUGGCGCUGGGUUCAGUUCAGCUGUGUGGCGUCGGACGCUUCCCUGCUCUGCCUCCACUUUCUACACAACUGGACGGCGUCCCGUACCGCAUCAGUCCAAUCACAAGCCAGAAGGAGCAGUGCUGCGUCUCACUGGCAGCAGGUCUUCCUCAUUUCUCUGCUGGGAUUUUCCGUUGCUGGGGCAGAGACACUUUCAUCGCUCUCAGAGGACUGAUGAUAAUUCCUGGAAGACACAUCGAGGCUCGUAACAUCAUCCUGGCCUUUGCCGGGACUUUGCGUCACGGUUUGAUCCCCAACCUGCUGGGAGAAGGUCGCUGUGCCAGAUACAACUGCCGGGACGCUGUGUGGUGGUGGCUGCAGUGCAUCCAGGACUACACUGUCCAUGUUCCCCAAGGGCAUGAAAUCCUCCGCUGCCCCGUCACGCGCAUGUACCCGACUGACGACUCUGAACCCUGCAAACCUGGAGAGGUGGAGCAGCCUCUGUAUGACGUGAUCCAGGAGGCUCUGCAGCGCCACCUGGAGGGAAUUUCUUACAGAGAGAAAAAUGCUGGACCCAAGAUAGACAUGAACAUGAGAGAUGAAGGGUUCAACGUGGUUGCUAAGGUGGAUCAUACCACAGGUUUCGUGACCGGAGGAAACCGCUUUAACUGCGGUACAUGGAUGGACAAAAUGGGAGAAAGCGAUAGAGCGAGGAACAAAGGCAUGCCUGCUACUCCCAGGGACGGAGCAGCAGUGGAGAUAGUUGGUCUCAGUAAAUCAGCAGUUCGCUGGGUGGUGGAGCUUCACGCCAAAGGACUGUUCCCUUAUGACGGCGUUAAAGUGACCACAAAUGGUAAUAAAGGGUUCAUCUCAUACUCCCAGUGGAACCAGCAGAUCCAGCAGUGCUUUGAAGCAGCGUUCUGGGUGUCUGGGGAACCAAAUGACCCCAACGAGAAGCACCCCGACCUGGUGCACAAGAAGGGAAUCUAUAAAGACAGCUACGGAGCCUCCAGUCCCUGGUGUGACUACCAGCUCAGACCCAACUUCACUAUCGCCAUGGUGGUGGCUCCAGAGCUGUUCUCUGUGGAGAGAGCCUGGAAAGCUUUGGAUGUGGCUGAGAAGAAAUUACUGGGACCACUGGGAAUGAAAACACUGGACCCCGAUGACAUGGUGUACUGCGGUGUCUACGAUAAUGAUCUGGACAAUGACAACUACAACCUGUCAAAGGGCUUCAACUACCACCAAGGACCGGAGUGGCUGUGGCCAGUCGGCUACUUCCUUCGUGCUAAACUCUACUUUGCCAGGAAGCUGGGAGAGGAAACUUACACCAAGACAGCCAUUCUGGUGAAAAAUGUUCUGUCCCGACAUUUUACUCACUUGGAGAGGUCUCCAUGGAAGGGCCUGCCAGAGCUGACCAAUGAGAACGGCCAGUACUGCUCAUUCAGCUGUGAGACGCAGGCCUGGUCUCUGGCCACCAUGCUGGAGGUCCUCUACGACCUGUAGAGGAGCUCCGACUCAGUCUGUGGAUCACCAGCCACCUCCGACUCCUUCCCCUGUGAUCUCAGUGGUUUCUGUGCUGCAUUCGCGUGACUGACUCAGUGAAUAGUUAGUCCUGUCAUAGCAUUUUAAGAUUCAAGUCUCUGCACCAGCACCGUCUGUUAUUAAAACACAACCUGCCACCGAUCCAAGCACGGCACAGUCAAUGUCAGAGUUUUUCGGUCGUCACUCUGGCCCGGUGAUGUCGACAUGGAGACUUUACGUGUUUCAAACUCUCCAAAGUGUCUCUUAUCCGUCGAGGUGGUUCAUGUUGGCCUCACUGACUGAAUUUAAGGAUGUUUUUCAGGUGGAAUUCUCAGAAAAUAUGGUAGAGGUUAAGGAGUUGCUGACUAAUCUCUUUGUUCACCUUUCAUGUCCAGCAGCUGAGCUCACAAGCUGUAUGAGAAGCUUAGAAAUGUGGUGUUUCCAGCAGAAUUCCACAGCUGAAAGCUAAAGUGUUGUAAAGGACGGACCUCAUAUUUCACCUUUCCCCCGGGUCAUAAAUGUAGCACGCUUCCAGGUUGAGCCAUUAUUCAAAAAGAAGUAGCGACCGCCGAACUGAUAUGAUGUCUUCACUGUUUAUUUUCCAGAGAAUACACACAGCCACACAUUUACUGUACACAAUGAUAUCAAGAACACAUGAGUGAUCCAUAUCAAGACAGCGUUUAGUUAGUACAUUGUCUGUUCUGAGGGAGUUAAAUUCUGCGAUAGGUUAUUUAUUACCGAUUACAUAUCAACACCAGCCACUGUGCAUCGAAGCACUUUGACCCCACAGCAGCUCGUCUAACAAAAAAGGGCAGAACUUACUUGUAGCUGAUUUAUAAACAAUCAGAAAACAAGUCUUUUGUACUGAAAAUGUAAUUGUGUCCCUUCGUGCAUUUAAAUCCUACCUCUGACUGUCACAGCCUCCUGUGUCUGAAGUGACCUACAGUGAACUCCUGGUUAUAGACUGAUGAGAAGCUGCUGCAGCAGUGAUGCACGGCUGCUUCAAGUCGAUUCAGUCUGUAGCUGAACCCGCCUCAUGCCUUGAUAGAUCUAACGUAAAACACAUUUCCUGCCGAUGGUCUUCCACGUCACUGCAGUUUCCCCACAAGCCUUAUGAUGUAGUUACACUUUCUGCUGCGGCAUCGUUAUACAGCUGUGUUUCCUGUUCUAAAGCCAGUUUUGUGCAUGGACGUUGUUGUUAAGGUUUCUAAACUAGUGUGUUUCCACGUUGAAUAUCUCAGCACAUGACCUCCACGUUGUAGAUGUUACACACAGUGAACUUUUAACAAACACAGCAAACCUUUCUCUCCGAGAGAAGGAGCAGAAAUACAACAGAAUAUAAAUGAAAUGUGUGCUAAGAAAAGUCUCUGUAUUUGAUCACUUUCAGCUUCACUGGUGCCAUUUGUUCUGUGUUUUAAAACCUCUCGUCACAUGACCUGGUAAACAGUGGUCAAGGAUUUAGUGAUUAACUGCUGUACACUUUGACGAUGCAUCAUGUCGUAACGUCAACAAACAUAUCUGUCACGUCGUCUGCAAUGUUGAUGUUGUUUACUCGUAGCUGUAGACAAAGCAAUGCUAAUAAACUGUUACAUGAG
This is a messenger RNA of Stegastes partitus (bicolor damselfish), 6369 nucleotides long. It is a transcript of the gene agla, whose product is annotated as amylo-alpha-1, 6-glucosidase, 4-alpha-glucanotransferase a. The transcript is spliced from 36 exons. NCBI's taxonomy places the organism in Eukaryota, Metazoa, Chordata, Actinopteri, Pomacentridae. Gene Ontology annotation, biological process: glycogen biosynthetic process; glycogen catabolic process. The coding region runs from base 122 to 4756 and encodes 1544 amino acids. The record is from RefSeq and is a predicted model, not a curated record. Gene Ontology annotation, molecular function: amylo-alpha-1,6-glucosidase activity; 4-alpha-glucanotransferase activity.